Cucurbita moschata (crookneck pumpkin) is the source of this 844-nucleotide messenger RNA. Its product is annotated as uclacyanin-3-like. NCBI's taxonomy places the organism in Eukaryota, Viridiplantae, Streptophyta, Magnoliopsida, Cucurbitales, Cucurbitaceae. Gene Ontology annotation, molecular function: electron transfer activity. The transcript has 2 exons. Bases 68 to 610 code for a protein of 180 amino acids. Gene Ontology annotation, cellular component: plasma membrane. The record is from RefSeq and is a predicted model, not a curated record.
UCAGCGUCGUUGCUGUUUCAAAGCUCUGAUUGUCUCUGUUUCUGUAACGUCAAAGUAGGCUGUGAAAAUGGUGAUGAAAGUGGCGGUUGUUUUUGUUUUUCUUGUCGCUGUGCGUGCGGUUAAUGGUGCUGAUAUCGUUGUUGGCGGCGAUUCUGGGUGGAGUCAGGGGUUUGAUUAUGAUACCUGGGCUGCAGGGCAAGCUUUUAAAGUUGGAGACUCGUUGGUGUUCAAUUAUGGUGGGAGUCACUCAGUGGCGGAGGUGAAUGAGGCAAGCUACAAGGCGUGUUCGUCAACCUCGGUGAUUAGAUCUCACACUGGCGGAAGCACGUCGAUUCCUCUGUCUGCGACAGGGCCAAGGUACUUCCUCUGUCCGACACUGGGUCACUGUUCCAGCGGCAUGAAGCUUCAGAUCAAUGUUGUGGCUGCCAACGCCACCCCAACCCCACCCGGCACCACCCCACCGGGCAACACCCCACCGGCUAACACCCCACCGGCUGACACCCCCCCGUCGCCUCCAUCUCCAAGCGCAGGCUCCUCUGCUUUUAUCAGUCUCAAGCAGUUGAUCUCUGGGGCUUCCAUUGCCUGCUUCGCCGCCCUGUUUGUUCUAUGAGCGUGAGCGGCUUGGGAAGAUGCAGUGCUUGGCUUUCUUUCUAUAUUUGAUUCAAUAAUUUGUGAUCCCUGUUAGUUUUUGUUAUCUAUUUGGUUGGAUUCAUGUUGCUUAUAUUCACCCAAGAGUUCCAUAAGAACACACCAACUCACCCCACUUAAGGUGUAAAAGAGGUGUUCCUGUUAUGAUCUCUUUUCUUCCCGUGUUUCAUAUUCUCAUAUAAAUUAAAUUUUUAUA